Messenger RNA from Sesamum indicum (sesame), 688 nucleotides. RefSeq lists its product as uncharacterized. Lineage: Eukaryota; Viridiplantae; Streptophyta; Magnoliopsida; Lamiales; Pedaliaceae. The record is from RefSeq and is a predicted model, not a curated record.
GGUUGGUUCGGAGUAGUACUUUCUUCGUAGAAGCUGAGGAUAGUAUUUUGUAUGAAGAGGAUAUGGAAAUGGAUGGGGUUGGAAUAGAGAGGCAGUCAUCGAUUGAGAAUGAACCUCGUACCCUUGAUAUUCACCAGAUUGGGUUUGCAAGGGAGGCAGCACUUUAUGUGGUGAACACGAGAGGUAUCGAAGAAGCUCUCAGAAUUUUCACGGAGGGAUUGGAACCGGUGGUGAGCUGCAUGCAAGGAGGCCAGUCAAACAGUGUCGGCCACAGCGAAGAAGAUGGUAAUUAUCGGAAUAAUGUGGUGGCAAAGAUUCCUGCGGGGCUGAGAGACAUCGUUUCUGCACCUUUUUAGUUGGCGGCCGAUGUGUUUGUGUAUCCAUAUUAACUGUCAGACAGUGCGCAGAAUACAGAAUCGUUCUUUCUUCUUGUUUUAGUUCUAGCUAUGGUUUGCUAUGUAAUUCAGCUCUCUGCCUUUCCAAGGUUAGGUAGAAAUGCAUUCCUUCUUCUUACUUUGAGCCUUUCCCUAGUCUUUCUGUUAGGAAGAUGGAGGCACAUUAUGGUACAACCAAACCUAUUGUGGCUAUCAAUAACAGGGCAAUAGAUUUAGAAGAUGAAAAUGGGCAAGAUUUGUUUAGCACAAAUUGAGUUUCGUUGGAUCUAAAUCAAAUAUAUAAGGUUAGAUUU